GCAGCUCCUCCCCGAGGCCGCGGGGAGGCGCUUCUUCCUUCUCGGGGCGGCGGUGGCGAGAAGGAACCGAGGGUCCAGCAGCCAUUUUUUUCGGGCCGGCCCGAGCGCGUUGCCGGCGGAGACUGGGGGUGAGUGCGGGAAAUCUGGAAGAAACUCCUUCCCCGAGAGGGAUAUGACGUGUAAUGGCCCCGUUUUGGAGGAUCCGUCCCCCGACCUGGCUGAGUUGGCUUCCAGACAAGAAACCUUUGCCAAUUUUCCAACUCGCUGCCCCGUUUCUUCCUCGGACCUAGCCCAGGCCGGAUUCUUCUACACGGGAGAAGGGGAUCAAGUCAGGUGCUUUCGCUGCCUAGCAACCCUGGAAGGAUGGGAAGAGGGAGACUCGGUGGUUGGAAAGCACAAAAACAUCUCUCCAAACUGCCCCUUUAUCAACGAGGCCAACUUCGAAGAGGGUCGUCUGCUUUCCGGGAUCCCGAACGGUCCCCCCGCAAGAGAAGCCGCCCCCUCCGUCCCACCCAAUCCUGAGCUCUCUUCCGAUUUCGAUGCCGAUUACUUGGUGAGAACCAGGCAAGUGGUGGAUAUCUCGGGCUCCCCGUAUCCCCAAAACCCGGCCAUGUGCAACGAAGAGGUCCGGCGGAGAUCUUUCCACCACUGGCCUUCCUACGCGCCCGUCAGCCCGGAAGACCUGGCCAAUGCGGGGCUCUAUUACCGAGGCAUGGGGGACGAAGUGGAGUGUUUUUGUUGUGGGGGAAAGUUGAAAAACUGGGAGCUGGGCGACCAGGCGUGGUCGGAGCACCGCCGGCAUUUCCCGAGAUGCUUUUUCGUCCUUGGGCAUGACGUUGGGAAUGUUGGGAACGUUGCCCAUCCGCCAGGGGAUGGACAGUUGGACCGAAGCAGUACCACCCACUGGGGGUCUCCUCCUCCUCCUCAUAACCCCUCCAUGGCGGAUUUCGCAAAGCGCCUCCAGACCUUUGGGGCGUGGAAUUACUCGGUGAGCAAGGAGAGGCUUGCUCAAGCUGGCUUUUACAGUCUAGGUAUGGCUGACGGCGUCGAAUGCUUCUGUUGCGGUGGGGGACUGAAGGAAUGGAAGGCGGGUGAAGAUCCGUGGGAGGAACACGCGAGAUGGUAUCCUGGGUGCAAAUACCUGGGAGAAGAAAAGGGACAAGCUUUUGUGAACGGCGUUCAUUUAAAGUCUUUGCCACAGGAAUCAACUGCAGAAGAGCCCGAGAAAGUUUUAACUAUUGAAGAUCUCAGUACAGAAGAGAAGUUGAAACGUCUGGAGGAAGAAAAGAUCUGCAAGAUCUGCAUGGAUAAGCUUCUCUCCGUGGUCUUCAUUCCUUGCGGACACCUGGCUUGCCAAGAGUGCGCCAAGGUGGUGGAGAAGUGUCCCUGGUGUUGUAAGGUCAUUGCAAACCGGCAGAAGGUCUUCAUGCCCUAAUUGGGGGGCGCCGGCUGCGAGAGAUUCCAUGAAAACAAAAACAACCCCUCCUCGCCCCCGCAAAACAAAAAAAAAUCCAAAAGCUAACCCAGAUUGGCAGGGGUGACCUCCGAAAUGGAUUUAGCCAGAGUCGGCUAACUUAAUUGGGCGCGCACCGGGUUGCAUGGUGGGAUGAAUCGGAGAGAGAGAGAGAGAGAGUGUGGAUCGGAUUAUUUCCAUCCUACGCUUUUAAUCAGAGGUGCUUUUUCCAUCGGGGCCGGGAUCUUUUCGGUAUUUCAUCAUGUUUUCGGUGGGUGGAGAGAUAAUAUCUUGCAACUGUUGGGGGUUCUUGGUGUAUAUUUUUGGAGGGGUUCCCUCCUCCCUUCCCUUCUUGUAGACUUCAUAACUGAACAACCUGCAAAAGUGCACCAAGAACUGGACAGGGUUGGUCACCCCUUUUGUCGACUUUACGACCUGUGGACUUCCAACUCCCAGCGUUCUCGGCUGAGGCCUUCUGAGAGCUGAAGUCCACAGGUCGUUGUCAUCUGUAUUGACCGAAUAGUCCCCCACCCCACCCCAACCCCAAGGCCCUUUCUCAACCUUCAGGUUGUCAGAACGGCUGAACUUGCUCUGGACUGCCCGUCUGAAAGUUGCGUCCUUUUUACGAAUCUACGGGCACGCCACCAGUUGCGAUGCCAGCAACUCUCUGCCCAUUCCCGUUGCAGUCUGAAGCGGUAUAAGCCAGACGCGCAAGGCCAACACAAAAGGCUGAAUGGAAAAGGGUGUGAAGAAUUAUCGUAGAAAGCAAAGAGAAGAGGUCGUGGGCCUUGUACAUCUCUUGAUUUUUCCAUCCGUUCAAAGGGCAGCAGCAACAAUAGCUCUGUUUUACAAACCCGAUCCCUUUUCCUUGAGUCUGUCUCUUGGAAGGAAGGUGCCAAUCGUAGGGGCUUUUUCGCUGACCUGACAGUUUCUGGAAAAGAGGGGAGAACCCCUUUUUUGUAUCCCAGUUCAAAGGCUUGCCUGUGUUCUAGCAAGUCCUCCAUAGGUGGAGUAACUGGAAUUGCAGAAACUCAGGAUAAAAACCUGACUUUUAAGUUUUCCCAUUUCAGUUUGCAUAAAGGCAUCGUAACAGAUGCUUGGGGAUCCAGAUGUCAGCGGAAAAGUUUGUGCAGUGAGCAGGACAUCGGUUGGGAUAAGUUGGUGGCAUGCCCGUAGAUUCGUGCGAUAGAUGAAGCAGAGUUUUGCAGGUGUUUUUUUUUUUAAAUUUAAUCAUUUAUGGGUAGAACUGAGUUGCUAUUCUGGGAUACCAGGUUCUCCCCUGAAGUAAAGGAUGCAUCAGGUAGCUUGUUGAUAUUGGUGGCUUUGAGAGAACACUGUGGAAGGAAUACCUGAGAAAUGGAUGCCAUCCUUUCAUUCAGAAGUUGAGUGGCAGAUUAUCCGUAUUUCCCCCUUGCACUAGAUACUAUAUUAGGUGGCAAAACAUAACCUGAAUGUAAUAUUAAUUGAUUUCAGUCUCAGUUGCCUCUUUAUGGAGGAAAGAGUGAGGACCGGCUAAUAACAUUGCAAUUCCAGGAGAAUAAAUGGGAUCUUCAGUUUUUAAUUUUACUUCUUCGCCUUCCUGAAAUGGCUUAUAGGGAUUGCUAGGAUGCAAAAAAAAUCCCUCAAGCACCCAGGAUAAUAAAUCCCCCUUUUGAGAUUUAAAAUAGUCCUCUUCCUCGUUUUGUGCUUCCUGAUGCUUUCCUAGUGAUAAAACCUCUAGCGAUCUAGCUGUUUUACCUUAUUUUUUUUUCCUUUUUAAAAACAACCGCUGCAUUUUUAUUUAUUGACAUAUUUAUUUGAAAACUUGUUUAAAAAAGAAGAACAACCACUUUCGUGGCACAAACUGGCUUUAAACAGAUGUUCACAACACGGAACACCGGGGGGGGGUGGGGGUGGGGGUUGGGUAGAAGACCUUGUUGUCACUGAUCUCUUUUGUAGAGUUGUGGUUGCAUUUCCUGGGAAGGAAGCUGGUCUGUUGUUGUUGGGUUUGUUGUUUGUUGAACACUACAGUGGCAGUUCAACUCAAAGUGGGGGUAGACUUACAACUUCUGCUGACACUUUAUGGCGAUUGCAUGGGGAGGAAACCAGAAACUGACAGUUUGAACUUCAAUAAGAAUGCUGCUAAAAAAAAAAAUCACACACACAACUUCCUUUCCAUCUAGCCAGGCCAGUUAGCUUUCAGGAAGGGGGACCUUUAAGCGCCUGGAUGGCUGCCAGUUUUUUAAAAAAAGUGUUAAAUUUGGUUUUCGAGGAACGUUCCCUGAUCUGCCCCACUUAUUUUUUUUAUAAGUGGCAUCGUUUGAAGGGACACAGCUCUUCCUCCUGUGGCCAGAUCUGAACUCCAAAAAACAAAAGAAAAGAACCCCACUUAUUAAAACAUGGCAAAGAGUUGUGUUGGUGUGGGAGUCAUUGUUGUUCCCCUCACAUCUUUGGGGGUUUCGUUUUAAUCCUUUCGUUUCACGUAGAGAAUAACAAGAACUUGUUUUACAUGGAAAUCUGUCUGGGGUACUUUUCUUCACGACAGUCGAUUUUCUUU
Molecule: messenger RNA, 3989 nt
Organism: Pseudonaja textilis
Lineage: Eukaryota; Metazoa; Chordata; Lepidosauria; Squamata; Elapidae
Source: RefSeq, a predicted model, not a curated record